AUGCUGUCCAUUCGUCUGGUCUUCCUGACCGCUUUCCUUGUGGUACUGAUGGCCGUGCUGACCUCCAGCACCAGAACCACACGCUGGCCCAAACCUCAGACAACCAAGAAGCCUCCUCGAGCUGGGAGCAGCGGCGGAGGAUUCAAACGGACCACCACCACCACCCCAUCUCCAACCAGUAGCCUGUCCACAGACGAGACAACUGAGGUUAUGAUGGACGCUUACUCACUGUCCCCUACAGACAGCACCACCUACUCCAGCGACACUUUCUCCACUGAGUUCCACAACGAUGCCAUAGCGCCCCCUGGCAACACCCCUGGAAACUAUACCCUUGAUUACAAUGAAUGCUUCUUUAACUUCUGUGAGUGCUGUCCGCCAGAGAAAGGCCCCGUAGGGCCCAUGGGAGAGAGAGGGCAGCCGGGACCGUCAGGAGAGAGGGGUCCUCAAGGCUUACCAGGAGAGAAGGGAGAGACAGGGCUCAGAGGACCUCCAGGACCAGCAGGUCUACCUGGAGCCAACGGACUCAAUGGCGACAUAGGUGAAAAAGGUGAUCAAGGACUGGCAGGUCUUCCUGGUGUCCCUGGUAUCCCAGGAAAACCAGGGGAGAAAGGUGAUCCAGGCCUCAAAGGAGAUAAAGGUGAACGUGGCUUCAGUGGUCUGAAAGGUGACCCGGGAGAAAGAGGAGAGCCUGGCCUAAAUGGGACUAAGGGAAGCAUCGGGCGAGAGGGGCCUAUGGGUCCCCCUGGGUUAGCUGGGACAAAGGGUCUGAAAGGUGAACAGGGGCUCAAAGGCGAGUGUUUACAAGGCGAGAAAGGUGAGCGUGGGCCCCCUGGUUUGAGAGGUGAGAUGGGACUGAAUGGAACUGAUGGUGUAAAGGGAGAGAGAGGGGAGCCAGGGCCUCUUGGAGGGAAGGGGGAUACUGGUGCCAGAGGGCCCCCAGGUCCUCCAGGAGGGAGGGGCAUGGCAGGGUUGAGGGGGGAAAAGGGGCUUAAAGGUGUGCGUGGGCCGAGGGGGCCUAAAGGCUCACCAGGUGAGAGUGUGGAGCAGAUUCGCUCUGCCUUCAGUGUAGGCUUGUUCCCCAGCAGGUCCUUCCCUCCACCCAGCCUGCCCGUGAAGUUUGAUAAGGUGUUUUACAAUGGGGAGGGGCACUGGGACCCAACACUCAACAAAUUCAACGUCACUUACCCAGGGGUCUACCUAUUCAGUUACCACAUCACUGUGCGCAACAGGCCUGUGCGUGCUGCCCUAGUGGUUAAUGGGGUACGGAAGCUGCGGACCCGGGAUUCUCUGUACGGCCAGGACAUCGAUCAGGCAUCCAACCUCGCUCUGCUGCAUCUGACUGAAGGCGACCAGGUGUGGCUGGAGACACUGAGAGACUGGAAUGGAGUUUACUCCAGCAGUGAGGAUGACAGCACUUUCUCUGGCUUCCUGCUUUACCCCGACACAAAGAAACCGACUGCUGUGGAAAACCUGUGA
This is a messenger RNA of Micropterus dolomieu (smallmouth bass), 1476 nucleotides long. It is a transcript of the gene otol1a, whose product is annotated as otolin 1a. The transcript is spliced from 4 exons. The record is from RefSeq and is a predicted model, not a curated record. Lineage: Eukaryota; Metazoa; Chordata; Actinopteri; Centrarchiformes; Centrarchidae. Gene Ontology annotation, molecular function: protein binding. The coding region runs from base 1 to 1476 and encodes 491 amino acids.